UUCACACUGCCAGGAGAUCACGUUAAGUCAUGGCGCAGACAAACAGUUGUAGUCAGAGCAGCAAUGGAGUGGCUGAUGAAUCCCCCAACAUGCUGGUCUACAGAAAGAUGGAAGAUGUCAUCGCUCAUAUGCAAGAUGAGACAAAUGGAAUUCCUGUCCGCACAGUCAAGAGUUUUUUAUCUAAAAUCCCAAGUGUUUUUUCAGGUUCUGACAUUGUACAGUGGAUGAUCAAAAACCUGAACAUUGAUGAUCAAGCUCUCCUUGAGUGACUCCUCUCCAGCUGAGCGAUGAGCCCCUGAGCGAUGAGCCCCUCUGCAGUCCCCUGGCACCUGGUCUGCCCAGCACAGCAUCCCAGCUCCCAGCCAUCAGCCCAGCACAUGGCAGCUCCCAGCUGUGGACAGAGUAGAGGCUAAACCCCUCAAACCAUGACCCUUCGUUUGAUGAGCCUUAGAGCAGAGACUGGAGGGACAGAGGGGGAGGGGAGGACAGCUCGGAAAGCCUUCUCACUGGUGGGAGGGGAUGCUGGCUUUGAAGUGUUGCAGGAGGAUAAAAAAACAUUUCUGAUGUAGCACUCUUCUUUCCCUUUCACUAGGCCAUCAUGAUGCUAGUAACCAUAUGCAAAUACAACUGGACUCUAACGAAGGUUCAACCUCAUGGUUAAUUGGCUUUUUACCAAUUUACCGUACAACAGACCACGUAUUCACCCUGCGCACCCUAAUUGACAAACAAACAAACCAAAACAAAGGCAAAGUCUUCUCAUGCUUUGUUAAUUUCAAAAAAAGCUUUCGACUCAGUUUGGCAUCAGGGUCACCUAUACAAAUUGAUGGAAAGUGGUGUUGGGGGAAAACAUACGACAUUAUAAAAUGUAUGUACACAAACAAAAAGUGUGUGGUUAAAAUUGGCU
This is a messenger RNA of Oncorhynchus kisutch (coho salmon), 904 nucleotides long. RefSeq names its product regulator of G-protein signaling 7-like. The coding region runs from base 30 to 269 and encodes 79 amino acids. NCBI's taxonomy places the organism in Eukaryota, Metazoa, Chordata, Actinopteri, Salmoniformes, Salmonidae. The transcript is spliced from 4 exons. Gene Ontology annotation, cellular component: cytoplasm; plasma membrane; neuron projection. The record is from RefSeq and is a predicted model, not a curated record. Gene Ontology annotation, biological process: positive regulation of GTPase activity; intracellular signal transduction; regulation of G protein-coupled receptor signaling pathway. Gene Ontology annotation, molecular function: GTPase activator activity.